ACAAUAACGUACACAACGAGAGUGAAAAUGGAAUUGCAGAAGGGAUUGAAGCUUUUGCUUCAACAAUACAAAGCUUUGUUCAUGAAGAACUUGCUGCUCGCAUGGCGUAACAAGAGGGCUACAUUCCUUCAGUUAUUUUCUUCAAUAUUCUUCAUUUUUUUGCUUUUCAUUGUUCAAAAAGCAAUUAACGCUCAGUUCGGUUCUUCGACUUCCUUCAAGACCGUACGAGAUCCGGAGGCGCUUAUUGAUCCUCCGAUCCCUCCAUGUGAGGAUAAGUAUUACACUAAGCUUCCGUGUUUUGACUUUGUUUGGAGCGGAAGUGACAGUGCCAGGAUUGGAUCAAUUGUUGACCGAAUUAGGGCUAAUAACCCUGGUAGGCCUAUCCCUUCUACCAAGGUCAAACCGUUUCGAACAAAAGGUGAGGUGGAUGCAUGGCUUUUUGCUAAUCCUAUGACCUGUCCUGGAGCUCUUCAUUUUGUUGAGAGAAAUGCUACUGUAAUUAGUUACGGAUUACAAACGAACUCUACACCUAUUGCAAAACGAGGACAUUAUGAAGAUCCAACAUUUAAAUUCGCAAUACCACUCCAAAUUGCUGCUGAACGUGAAAUUGCAAGAUCAUUAAUAGGAGAUCCUAGUUUCAGUUGGAUUGUCAGUUUGAAGGAAUUUGCACAUCCGGUAGUUGAAACAUACUCUUCUGUGGGCACAGCAGGACCAAGUUUUUUCCUGGCAAUUGCCAUGUUUGGUUUUGUGUUACAGAUUAGUUCUUUGAUAGUCGAGAAAGAACUCAGGCUUCGCCAGGCGAUGGCUAUGAUGGGACUUUAUGACACGGCUUAUUGGUUAUCAUGGCUCACAUGGGAGGGAAUCAUCACCCUAUUUUCAUCUCUUUUCAUAGUUCUCUUUGGAAUGAUGUUUCGGUUUGAUUUCUUCUUGAACAACAGCUUUGGAGUUGUGUUUCUUGUGUUCUUUCUCUUCCAAUUAAACAUGAUUGGUUUCGCGUUCAUGUUUUCAUCCUUCAUCAGCAAAUCCACUUCAUCCACAACUGUCGGUUUCUCCGUAUAUAUAGUUGGCUUCCUGACACAGGUGGUUACGAUAUUUGGAUUUCCCUACACUGACAACUUCUCUAACACACAAAGGAUCAUCUGGUCUUUCUUCCCACCUAAUCUUCUUGCUAAAGCCCUUCAGUUGCUUUCUGAUGCUACUUCAACUCCUCAAGACCCUGGUAUCAGGUGGAGCCAUAUUGGGAAAUGUGCACCAAAUGACAUUGACUGUAUAAUAACAGUGAGUGAUAUCUAUAUAUGGCUUGUAUCAACCUUUAUACUGUGGGUUUCCCUUGCAAUCUACUUUGAUAAUAUCUUCCCCAACUCAUCAGGUGUAAGAAAACCAAUGUUCUACUGUCUGAACCCCGGAUACUGGUCAGGGAAAGGUGGAAACAAGGUGGAAGAGGGUCGGAUCUGUAGUUGCAUGUGGUCUGUUCCAACAUUGGGAAACACAUAUCCGGAUGAUGAAGAUGUACUUCAAGAGGAAAACAUUGUGAAGCAGCAACAUAGAGAAGGUUUUGUUGAUCCAAAUCUUGCAGUUCAGAUACAUGGUCUUGAGAAAGUAUAUCCUGGAAGAACUAACAUUGGUUGCUGCAAUUGCAAGAGAAGUGCACCCUACCAUGCACUCAAGGGCUUAUGGAUGAACUUCCCAAAAGAUCAGCUUUUUUGUCUUCUAGGACCCAAUGGAGCUGGAAAAACUACUGCAAUCAAUUGCUUGACAGGAAUCACACCAGUCACCGAAGGAGAUGCUCUCAUAUACGGACAUUCCAUCCGAAGCUCUGUUGGCAUGUCAAAUAUCCAGAAAAUGAUAGGUGUUUGCCCCCAGUUUGAUAUUCUUUGGGAUGCACUGUCUGGUCAAGAACACCUCUAUCUUUUUGCCAGUAUCAAGGGUCUCCCCCCUGCUUCACUUAAGACGGUUGUUCAAAAAUCAUUGGCGGAGGUAAGACUCACAGAGGCAGCCAGAGUAACAUCUCGCAGCUACAGUGGAGGAAUGAAACGCCGCCUCAGUGUUGCAAUAGCUCUAAUCGGUGAACCAAAGUUGGUCUUCUUAGAUGAACCGACUACUGGCAUGGACCCCAUAACUCGAAGACAUGUUUGGGACGUUAUUGAGAAUGCAAAGAAAGGGAGAGCGAUUAUUCUAACAACACAUUCAAUGGAAGAGGCUGAUAUUCUAAGUGAUCGAAUAGGAAUCAUGGCAAAAGGAAGGCUUCGCUGCAUUGGGAAUUCAAUCAGGUUGAAAUCAAGAUUUGGAACUGGUUACAUUGCCCAUAUAAGGUUCUCAGCCACCUCUGCUAAUGUAACUCCUUCUAGAGAAGAUGUCACUGCUUCAGCAUGUCAUGAGGAAGUGAAGCUGUUCUUUAAAGAUCGUUUAGAUGUAGUUCCAAAAGACGAAAACAAGUCAUUCCUGACGUUCGUUAUCCCACAUUACAAGGAGGACCGACUAACUAAAUUCUUCGAGGAACUAGAAAAUAGAGAGGAGGAAUUUGGUAUAUCGGACAUACAACUGAGUCUUGCGACUCUUGAAGAAGUGUUCCUCAACAUCGCAAAACAGGCAGAAUUCGAAAGUGCUGCAGCUGAAGGUAGAUUCACCACAUUGACUUUGACCUCAGGAACCUCUCUUCAAAUACCGGUUGGAGCAAGAUACAUAGGAAUUCCAGAAACUGUUUCAACAGAGAAUCCACAUGGAGUUAUGGUGGAAGUUUAUUGGGGGCAAGACGAUGCGGGUGCACUCUGCAUUUCAGGGCACUCAAAUGAAACAUCGAUACCAUCUCAUGUCCAAUUACCCGAUGCCCUUUCUUCUUCACAUUCACAUACCUCUCGAAGAAACUUUUUGGGCCGAUCUGGGCCGGUCCAUGGAAUUGUUAUUAAUCCUAAUUAAUAAAUUUGGUAAUCCAAUAUCUUGAUUUUUCAUUUAUAUCAGACCAUCAAUCAGCUGAAAUAAUCCAUAGAUGUAGAAGAAAGUCUAUUCAAAGGAGUGGGUGAUGGUCACUGUUAAAUAUUGUAAAUU
Lactuca sativa (garden lettuce) is the source of this 3045-nucleotide messenger RNA. Its product is annotated as ABC transporter A family member 2. Gene Ontology annotation, cellular component: intracellular membrane-bounded organelle; membrane. Gene Ontology annotation, biological process: transmembrane transport; lipid transport. The record is from RefSeq and is a predicted model, not a curated record. Gene Ontology annotation, molecular function: ATP binding; lipid carrier activity; ATP hydrolysis activity. Lineage: Eukaryota; Viridiplantae; Streptophyta; Magnoliopsida; Asterales; Asteraceae.